Molecule: messenger RNA, 4493 nt
Organism: Xenopus laevis (African clawed frog)
Lineage: Eukaryota; Metazoa; Chordata; Amphibia; Anura; Pipidae
Gene: pcare.L
Product: photoreceptor cilium actin regulator L homeolog
Exons: 2
Coding region: 341-4228 (1295 amino acids)
Biological process (GO): protein localization to photoreceptor outer segment; photoreceptor cell outer segment organization
Cellular component (GO): photoreceptor outer segment; photoreceptor inner segment
Source: RefSeq, a predicted model, not a curated record
UCUCAUCUAAAAUCCUGCUGCUCACCAGAUAAAGCAUGGUUAAACCAGUAAGCUUUAAAUCCUAUUUGAGCUGAGCAUCUGUUAAUGAAGGAGAGAGAGAAACACUUGGAAGCCUCUAUCUAUUCUGUCGGAAGCUGCCGCACUGCUCUGCAUCCCAUGGAACCUGCUUUCUUUGAGGAAUUUUAUGUCUACAGGAGCAGUCUGAGUUUUUAAAGAUGGAGCAAAGAGUGGAUAUGGCCAAGAAAGAGCAGCAUUUUCAGAUAUUCAGUGACACAAUGCAGCCAAAUGGUAAGGACUAGUCUUUUGCUUGCUAAGCAGCUUGUAGUUUAAGUCGAGGGCGAUGGGUUGCUCACCUUCUCACAGUGGGAUCAUUCAGAGCAUUGCAAAAAACGCAGCCAAACCGUUAAAGAAAAAUAAAGAGGCUAUUCCUGCUGGCCAUGAAAAUGAUGGACUUACUAUCCCUUUGUUGGGAGCACAAAGAGCUAUCUGUGAACUGAGCUCUGGGAUAAUGACUCUGGAAAAUGGGCUAGAGGAUAAACAUUGGGUCUUGUCCCAAAAAGCAGCUGAGAGCAGUUUAUCUGUACCCGAGGGUGACAGGAAGGAUAGAGCACGUGACAUUGCAGAUGAGGCCAUGGUCCAUUUAAGUAAACAAAAGGAUCUUCCUGAAAGAGGAAGCAUAAGAAAGCAGAGUUCAACAGGAUCAGAACCAGAACUGGGCAAUGGGGAGCACAACCCAAGAAGGAGUAAGAAGUCCAAAAGACAGAGGUCUCUGAAGUGUCGCAGCACAAAAACAAGGGAUCAGGAAAUAGCUUUCCCUGAGGCAGAGAAGAAAGUGGAUUUUCCAGAGUUGCUUGUCAAAGCCCAUGAGCAUGCCUAUAGUUACCUGAAUCCUAAUCUGUCAAAGUAUGAAGCCAUCAUCUGCAUGGCAAACCAAGCCACAGAAACCCAACUGAUCAUGCAGCAGAUGAUCACCUUCAUGGCUCUUAGGUUUGACGAGAUCAACACAUGCAUGGAAGAACUUGCAGAAGAUGGGGAGAAAAUGUUAAAAGAGGUAGGGGGAAACUUAGUCUGGCCUGCUGUUAAAGGAGAUACUUCAGAACAUCCUGACUUGUUGCAGCAGUUACUACUAUACACAGUUAAUAAAAUGCAGGAGUUAAACAGCACAGUCUCAUGUCUGACCUCAAAUGCCUUGAAGGAAACUUGUAGUUACCUGCAAUCAGCCACCGCCAACUUACAGGAAAAACUGAAAGUGAAACAGCAGUCUGAUGAACGGCUGAUGAGGACCAUCAGACUGUUGGAAAGCUCAGCAUUUGAGUGUCCUCAAUCAAAUUCACAUGAUAUGGCUCUAUAUUCUGAAGACAGUGGCAUUGGAGGUGAUACUGAGUCCAUUAAGGAACGUAGGUGUGAUUCAGUAGGGCAAGAAAGUUUAAUAAAGGGUGAAGAAGAGCUCAUCAGCAAAGUUGCAAAACCUUCUAUGGACAUAAAGUAUAAGGAAACAUCUGAAACUAGAAUGAACAUAAAUGAAAAUAUACAUUCCUCACCAUCUGCCAAACCAAACCGACCAAGAGUUUAUCAACAAUCCAGUUUUGCAGACAGCCUCUCCUUGAAUUCAUUGGAUUCCAGUACCACCCUUGAGCAAGGCAGCAUCAAUAACCAAGACUCAGAUGAGACCAGUGACAGUGAUGACAGUUAUAAUGAUGGUUUAGACAACAAAAGUAUGUUGAGUCAGGCAACAUUAUCUCAAAGGCCUCUAUCAUCUCCUGCAGGAACCGGGGGCUACAAAAACCCCUCCAAAUGGCUGGAGAAUCCUUCUAAUGAAAUGUCACUAAAAAUGAAAGAGGCUAUCAGCGAGAAAAUUAAGUUUGUCCCUAAGAAAUCAAGAAGUCAUGUGUGGAAUAGAGAAGAAGAUGCCACGUUGGCCUCAAAGAGGCCUAGUACUGCAGAUGGAAAUAACCGGAGAACUUCUAAACAGAAAAGAUCUCGAUCUGCAGAAUCACUCAGAAGCCAGGCAGAGGAUCCAACUCUUGUAGAACUUCAGAGGACACAAAAAGAACUGGGCAGAAAGCUAGAACUCAUGUAUACAUCUGAUGGCAGUGCCAAAAAAGGAAGACAGCAGAAUAUGAAUGGAAAAUCACUCCAUAAUGAAAAUGUAUCAACAGCAAACGUGAAUUCUAGCAGCAAACUCAAGGCUUGUCUUGACAAAAGUUUUAAUAUUUUGCCUAGUCAGGAGAGAGUCUCCUUUAAAAGAUCUGAUAAGAGCAUAGCAAAAGACACCAAAAAUAGCUUGACAUCAGCAUCUAUAUUGCAACUACAUUCAGCAACCAAUACAAAUAUCCCAUUGACUGGACCAAAGUCAGAAGGUAAAAGUAUUUCCCCACGACAGUCUGUUCGGAAACUUAUUGAAACUUUUAGUCCAGCAGAUGAAUCAACACACAUCACAAGUGUCAAAUCUUUGGGACCACUGAGAUGUGUUAGAAAGUUUGGUGUUCCAGUCCUCCCUCCUACUAUUCCUGUAUUCCAGGCAUUACAACCAUUAGACCAAAGUCUACCAGUAAGGGAUUGGACAUCAAUCACACCAAGCACCUGCCUAUAUACAUCUCAUUCUGUUACUAAUUUUCCGUCUGCUGCAUGUGAAGACAGAACCAACGUAAAUGAGGAAGGGGCUGAAGAUUUAGAGAGCUUUCCUCCCCCUCCUCUUGAGAUACUUAUGGAUGAUUCUUUCAGUGUUCUCCAAUCUGAAGAACAUACAGCCACAGAACUCAAGACUUCACAAAGUAUACUGGCAAGUGGCAAACAAGCAACCUGCACAGAAAAAAAACCUUCUGCCUCUCAAAAGAUGAAAACGUCAAUAAAUGUGAAGGACCUGCUACCGAGUAAAAAUUCCACUGUGUCCUAUAUGUCUAUAAAGACUCAGGAACCAACUAGGAAAUUCUCUUUGGAAUCUGGACUACAACUAGCAGGUGGCAGGGAGAUCAACGCUGAAACGCUGAAAAGACAUGAAAUGGAGCAGGCGGCUCAUUUGUACAAACAGUCAUGCAAAAUAAUUCCACUGCAGAAUCCUGGAGAGGUGGUGAAGUCAGACAAUGAUGGAGAGAUGACACAGGCAUGUGCUGAUGUGCCCCCAACAUUUAAACAGAAACAAUAUUCUCCUGCUUCACAGAGGAAGAGUGAAAAGAUUCCAGCAGGUAUCAGAAGAGUUUCACCAACUAGAGCUACGGUUCCUUCUCCGCCAACUGAAAAAAGGUUAACCAAUCUACCAGUAAACACGACGUUGUUUAAAACUCAAUUCCAUACACAAAAAAGCUCUCCACCUGUGACUAGAAAUGCAAGCCAUACAAGCACUCCAAAAAUACCAAGCCCUCCAGUGCAAAGGAAGCUGCCUAGUCCAACAUCCCAACAGAAGUCACCCAGUCCCAGUGCUCAAAGGAAACUCCCUAGCCCACCACCCCAUCAAAAGUCACACAGUCUUGGUUUUCAGCGGAAGCUCCCAAGUCCACCGCCCCAUCAAAAGUCACCAAGCCCUGUGGUUCAAAGGAAGCUUUCUAAUUCUCCAUCCCACCAAAACUCAACAAGUCUACUUAAUCAGAGGAAGCUCCCUAGUCCUCCCUGUCAAAGGAAACUAUCAAGCCCACCUCAAGGGCAAAGACAACCAAGUCCACCAAAUCAGAGUAGCCUACCAAGUCCACCAAGCAGUUGUCGAGAUCCAAGUCCACCCAUAUACUGUACACCUUCUCCACCAAUGUCACCAUCAUUUUCAUACAAGGGUGCACGGCGGGGCUCUGAUGAUCUACAACUUUCCUCAAAAUGGAUUGGCAAUGCCCAGUCAAUAUUUUGCCCAUCAUCUAACUCCUUGUUUGAAACCAAACCAACCACCCCACCAACCUUUUCUACUAAAGAAACUCCCCCCCAAAGCAAUGGGACUACCCCUCAUCUGAGACACAGCUUUUCCAGUCGCCCAAAUGAAGACCAACACAGACGAAUUGCAAUGAGUGCUGCCAACCCUCAGCCUUUUGUACGGAGGAGUUACUCUGAUCGGAGGCCACGAGUACAACUUCGUCUUCCGGUGUCAAUCUCUGCAUCUGCAGUCAGCGAACCCAGUCUUCAGCAAAUAGGCUGUGAGGUGCCCACUCGGAGGGAGAGUGAGCCAUGGGCUGGGCAGAGCCUGGCUGACCUCAGAGCCUCGGACCCAGAUCUGUGUAUUGUGGGACAAGGGUUCCAGCCGGAGUGACUUCACCAAAAAUGGCAAAAAAUGGAUGGAAGAGACUUGCCUUCCCCAUACAGACAUGAAUGUGCACUACUCAUUUGUGUUAUGCACUUUAUACGCUGUUCCUUAUACUCUUUACUUCAUAUUUUAUUUACUAUCUAAUUACUGGUGCCAGAAGUUCAUGGAGUAUGUUGCUCCCAGUGUCAAACAGGAUUCCCUGAAAAAGUGUUUGAUUGGGGGCCGACAGAAUAUAGAUGAGCUAUGUGGCUUUGAAUUGGGUGACCAUUGC